Messenger RNA from Asparagus officinalis (garden asparagus), 825 nucleotides. Its product is annotated as magnesium-dependent phosphatase 1-like. The transcript has 4 exons. The coding region runs from base 24 to 560 and encodes 178 amino acids. Gene Ontology annotation, molecular function: acid phosphatase activity. Lineage: Eukaryota; Viridiplantae; Streptophyta; Magnoliopsida; Asparagales; Asparagaceae. The record is from RefSeq and is a predicted model, not a curated record.
AGAGAGAGAGAGAGAGAGAGAGAAUGGGGGAGGAGAGGGUGAAGGAGGAGGCUCUGAGGCUGAUGGGGCAGCUCGAAACCCUACCUCGAUUGGUGGUCUUUGAUCUCGACUACACCCUCUGGCCUUUCUAUUGUGAAUGCCGCUCUAAAAGGGAAAUGCCAUCUUUAUAUCCUCAUGCUAAGGGUAUAUUAUAUGCGCUCAAGGAUAAAGGAAUCGAUGUGGCAAUCGCUUCAAGAUCGCCAACACCCGACAUAGCAAAAACUUUCCUUGAUAAAUUGGGUUUUCAGUCAAUUUUUGUGGCACAGGAAAUAUUUUCUAGUUGGACCCACAAGACAGAGCAUUUCGAAAGGAUUUAUAGGAGAACCGGUGUGCCUUUUGAGUCAAUGCUCUUCUUUGAUGACGAGAACAGGAACAUCAUAUCGGUGUCUAAAAUGGGAGUAACAAGCAUCCUGGUUGAUGAUGGAGUAAACCUUGAAGAAUUUCGAUCUGGUCUAGAGAAAUUUUCACUUAACAAUUCCCCAUCAAAUACGAAUACUGAAGUUGAUGGAGAAAACACUUAAGCCUGAAGAAGAUCACACAAGUCAUUCAAAAUCCCAUUGCUGGGUGGGAAAUUUUAUGAAGUACAUGCAGAAAGAUAGUGUUCAAGCUGAAGAAUCAUCCUCUGGUCACUAGUGGAUAUGUUCUCUAAGUAUUACACCAAAUAACCCUUAUAUACAUCACAACAUUGCUCAUUUGUUUUGGAAAUAUCAAUAUAAAUGUUAUGUUAUUUAUUGAAUUUUACAUUGUCUGAUCAAACAUAAAAUUUUCCAAAUAUCACGAUUAAUA